AUGACAGUGAGUUGCAAAAAUGAAGCUUGUAAUUGGAGGCUUCAUGCUUCAUUAUUAUGCGAUGGUCAUAUAUUUCAGGUUAAAAAAUUAAAGGAACCUCAUACAUGCUCAUCUAUAAACAAAUGUGGCAACAAGGUGGCUCCACAAUUUUGGAUAUAUGAUAGGAUCAUUGGUUGGCUACGAAAAGAGGGUGACCUGUCGCCUAUUGAGCUAAGAAGGAGAUUGUUGCAAUUCCAUCAUCUUAAGCUUCCAUACCACAGAGUUUGGCGAGAAAAGGAGCUUGCCAUGUCUAUGAUUCAUGGCAAUUGGGCAGAUUCUUUUGAGAGCAUGGAGGAUUUCAAGGAGGAGCUUUUGAAAAGAAACCCGGAUAGUGUAGUAAAGCUAAAGUUAGAUGUGACUGGUGAUAAGCAUUACUUCCAUCGCUUCUUUAUUUGUCUACAUGCUUGCAGUAUGGGCUUUUUAGCUGGUUGUAGGCCUUUUAUAGGCCUAGAUGGUUGCCACUUAAAGAAGAAGUAUAGGGGUGUGAUAAUGGCUGCUACAUCACUUGAUGGAAAUAAUGGUUUGUUUCCAGUUGCUUUUGGUGUUGCAGAAUCUGAAAAUAGUGAUAGUUGGACUUGA
Phoenix dactylifera (date palm) is the source of this 618-nucleotide messenger RNA. The record is from RefSeq and is a predicted model, not a curated record. Lineage: Eukaryota; Viridiplantae; Streptophyta; Magnoliopsida; Arecales; Arecaceae.